This is a messenger RNA of Bombyx mandarina (wild silkworm), 1371 nucleotides long. Its product is annotated as zwei Ig domain protein zig-8. Lineage: Eukaryota; Metazoa; Arthropoda; Insecta; Lepidoptera; Bombycidae. Gene Ontology annotation, biological process: synapse organization. The record is from RefSeq and is a predicted model, not a curated record. Gene Ontology annotation, cellular component: neuron projection membrane.
GCGAUAACUCCGCGCCACCCGCGCCCCCGCCUUUACACCCGCGCCCUCACGUCAAAAUAAACUAAUUGAUUUACGGAAACAACUUUAUACAGUGCUACUCUCAACUUUCACCAACUCCCUGACUCUUGGAGAUAUGAUUCCGUAGUCUCUAAAUCAACGGAUAUCGAUACCUUACGGUCGUUAUGGGCCCUAUCGUGAGCGGAGCCAGACCCGUUUUAUGGCUAUCUCUUCUGCAUGGAUUCUUUUUCCUCGUCGCUGACUCUGGUACGGAGUCUCCCGAAGGCACAACAACAGACAUGUCUUCGCGACAGUUUCGUGCUGAGUUCCUACACGAGUGGCAAGGGUCUCCGGAUGCGCCAUACUUCGAUCCGGGUACGCCGAAGAAUAUUACUGGACUGGUCGGUCAUCCCGUGAGGCUACUCUGCAGGGUUAAGAACUUGAAGAAUAGGACCGUAUCAUGGGUGAGGCAUCGAGAUAUCCAUUUGCUGACUGUGGGACGAUAUACUUACACGUCGGAUCAGCGGUUCGAGGCGCAACACAAGCCGCGCUCCGAGGAGUGGGCGCUUCGAAUCCGCAGUCCACAGCGACGCGACUCCGGCCAGUACGAGUGUCAGAUCUCGACCACACCACCUAUCGGACAUGCUGUCUUCCUCAAUAUUGUAGAACCUGAGACAAUAAUAUCGAGCGGUCCCGAGCUCUUUAUCCAAGCCGGCUCCACGAUUAACCUGACAUGCACUGUUCGGCACACGCCGGAACCGCCAACUUCCAUAACUUGGACUCACGGAGACCAGGUAAUAAACUUUGAUUCUGCUCGCGGUGGAAUAUCGCUAGUAACUGAAAAGGGACUUAAAAGUACUAGUCGAUUGCUGGUCCAAAGGGCUAGAGGUCAAGAUGCCGGAAUGUACACUUGUGGACCAAACAACGCCCCUUCCUCAUCAACAAGAGUUCACGUUCUGUCCGGCGAACAUCCUGCGGCAAUGCAACAAGGCUCAGCAAGAUCGACCCUAGACAAAACAGCUUCAAUACUAUGCUGCUUAUCAAUGUUAUACGUCCUUUCGAAGCCAACGUUCAACGCUCUCGAAUUCGAGACUUGAGAACAAAGGAACUCAAAGCGAAACAAUAGCGAAAUUGAGGCCAUAAGUUGUUUUUUAUUGUAAUUUAAUCAAGGAAUCAAGCGGUGCUUGAGAAAUAGGUAAUGUUUCUCCGCUGCCGGACUCAACUUUUAAGAAACGAACGAUCGAAGAAUACAUAACUUACGAAUCGAGCCCUUUAAUAUCACAUUAAGGUUUUUUUUUUGUGUAAAAUAUUACGUGACCAAAUUAAAACGACAAAUCAUGUUGGCAUUUUUUCAUUACGUCGUGAAAUAGGAAC